AUGUCCCGCAACCGCCCCAGGCCCAGGGACAAUGGGUUCGGCAAUAACGAGGAGUUGGAGCUCUGGACCAAGAUCUGCCAGGAUAUUCGGAAAUCCAAGGAGAAAUUCGAUCAGCAGACUUCGUUGUCCGUACAAAUCAAAGCUUUGAUUGACAAGAUCACCAACGAGGGCAAUCCAGAACCAACCCUGGCCGAACACGAUCAGCUCGAUAACUGGCUGCGACAAAGCCAGAAGCUCAGCGAAGACGAGCGCUCGAUCAUGCAGGACGAGCCGUGCGAUGUAAUCAAAAAUUUAGAGCUUCUGACGGCCCUGCGAAAAGCGUCCGAAGCUGAGGCACCGCCAAAUCGGUCCGCUUCGUUUAAUAAAUCGCGCAAGAAAAGGAACGAGGUCGAUGGCUCGGUGACGGAUUCUCCCAGUGCCUCGGGCGCCGACAAGUCUGCCAGAUCGAAAGGAACUGCGCCCCGAAGCUCGAGCGUCUCGUCCAACACUCAACCCCGGGAUGGUGGCCGCCAAGAAAACAUUAUGGUUAAGAUUGAAGAGUCGCCAUCGGAGGGCACUAAAGGGACGAUUGCGGAGCGGAGCGGAAUCCUGCAGGUCGGAUCCCAGGUUGUCUUUAAGCACAAUAAAAACAAGCAGGGCGUCGAGGGCGAGGGUAUUCAAUGCAUAAUUAAAGCCAUCACUGGCGAGGGGCAGAAGAAACGAUAUGAGGUGCAAGACCCUGAACCCAACGAGAAUGGUGAACAAGGCGCUGUAUAUAAAACUACUGCCGUCUCUCUCAUUCCCAUUCCUCAGAUAAGUGGUCAUUUGACCGCGUACACUACAGGCAAGCAGGUCCUCGCGAGAUAUCCUGACACCACCACUUUCUAUCGUGCGGAGGUUAUGGGGGCAAGAAAGGAUGUUUACCGCCUCAAGUUCGAAGGUGAGGAGGAUGACAAAGAGAUGGAAGUUGACCGACGAUUUGUGUUGGAUAUUCCGGGCAAAUGA
This is a messenger RNA of Penicillium brevicompactum, 984 nucleotides long. RefSeq names its product SAGA-associated factor 29 family protein. The transcript is spliced from 3 exons. The record is from RefSeq and is a predicted model, not a curated record. NCBI's taxonomy places the organism in Eukaryota, Fungi, Ascomycota, Eurotiomycetes, Eurotiales, Aspergillaceae. Gene Ontology annotation, cellular component: SAGA complex. Bases 1 to 984 code for a protein of 327 amino acids.